This is a messenger RNA of Symbiodinium pilosum, 7776 nucleotides long. Lineage: Eukaryota; Dinophyceae; Suessiales; Symbiodiniaceae. The record is from the annotation of a GenBank genome assembly.
AUGCCUAGGCAGGAGAACGCUACGGAUGUGCACGCGGAGGCCAUACGCCAGAGGCAGGUUGACGUCAGUUUUGGCCUUGCCACCUUGCAGGGCGACAUGUUGACUUCGGCGGACGAGUCAGACACAAAUCCUGACCCUGUCAAUUACACAGAGGCUGAGAUUCUCGAUCUCGACCAGAGCGAUCAGACAGAUGAAAAAGAGCCCGUGAACUCCACAGCGGAGGAUUGUUACCUUCCCGAAGAUAGCCAAGAGAGCCCGGAUGCCUUCAAUGGUGAUGACUAUGAGGAUGGCAAUCGUCAUGAUGAUAGUGACGACGAGGUCCAACACGCAGUGGCCAGUUCUGAGGAAGGAGGCCUUGUGGAUGAAGACUUUGCUAUUCUUGACGCCCUCCAGUCUGUCGAUGACGAUGUGUCGGGAUCUGAAACAGAGGAGGAGGACGUUGGAGACAUUGGUGAUGAGACGAAAUGGUGGGGUUGGGCUGAGCGUGAGCGUGUGGAAGGUCGCACGCAGGCGGAGGCCACCCCCGCAGUCAUCCUCAGGCCACCGGUGGCUGCCCGGCGGCGCAGCCCUGCCAAGCGGGUCUCCAGCCAGGAGCAAGAAUGGUACUACAAUGCAGAAGGGACCAAGGUUGGAAAGGGCGAAUGGGACAAAGCCUGCGAUCAGAAGCUGUACUUCUGUGCUGGGCAAACCAAGUAUGGUGCUGGGAUUCGGCAAGCCCAGGCUGUCAAGGCAGCAAUUGAGAAUCAUGGGGUGCAUCCGGAGAAGGCCGACUGCCUGCUUGGGAAGUACUGGUGCAAGAUCCUGGAAUCUGCAGGCAUCUCCAAGCAAGAUCGCGGAUCAAUCCGCACCAAAGAUGGUGAAUGGCAAUUCAAAAGCAAGGGAACAAAAGUGGGUUUCGGCUCCUACAAGGAGAAGUGUCCAAAAGAGUUCAAGUGCGCUGGUGGAACAAAGUAUGGAUUGGGCAUUGAACAAGCUCGCGAAGUGAAGAAAGCUAUCGAGAACGGAGGAGUACAUCCCGAUAAGGUUGUCUGCACCUUGAGCAAAUACUGGUGUCUCCAGCUGCAGAAAGCAGGCAUACCUCGCAAUGAUGCAGGCAGGCUGACUGCGAAAGGAGGGGAAUGGUACUUCAAAGACAAGCGCACCCAAGUCGGCUACGGAUCCUACAAGAACAAAUGCGACAGCAACAAGGUAUUCUGCGCCGGUCGCCUAACCUUCGGUUUUGGGAUCCUACAGGCAAAGGCGCUGAAAGAAGCCAUCGAGAAUGGUGGCCUGCAUCCUGACAUGGUGCCUUGCAAGCUCGGAAAGUACUGGUGUCCGCAGAUGAAAAAAGCAGGAAUACGCGGACGCGACAUUGUGAAGAUCACCUUCAAGGGCGACGAGUGGUACUUUGAUGGUCAGCCAACUAGGGUUGGCUACGGAUCAUACAAGAAGCACUGCGACAGUGCGAGGCUAUUCUGUGCAGGAGGCACGAAGUUUGGUUUUGGUAUUCUGCAAGCUCGAGCCGUCAACGCGGCAAUUGCGGAUGGUGGUAUCCACCCAGCGAAGGCCAACUAUAGGAGCUUCAAAAACUUCUGCGUCUUGACGAAUGGCAAAGAUGCCCCACAGGACAAGGGCCAUGUGACGAAGAAUGUUGCGGGCUGUGAAGCAGCAUGCGACCUGAAAGCUGGCUGUACCGGCUUUGAGUGGUAUGCUAAUGGCUGGAACAGGAAGAACUGUUUCCUGUUCAUCGACCAGCCCCUUGCAAAAGGCAGCCCAGGCAAACAGUGGAAGGAUGCGAUGUGCUACAUCAAGAAGGCACGUAGGUGCACGGUCUUUCCGAAGUGGCGGAAGAAGUGGUUGGGCAAACAUGUGCAGAUCUCCUUGGGCGCUCAUAAAUACGGCGCAAAGCUUGCCUGGAAGACCUGCUUUGAACUUUGCGAAUCGGAGAAGGAGUGCAAGCAGGUGGUCUGGAGCAAGAGUGGCUGUUUUGGCAUGCUGGCUCGGAGUGAUGCAGACCAAGACAACAAAGGUGGCAAGAAUACUGGGUACAUGUCGGCGCACUGCUACGACAAGGACAUCUUGCACUUUGUUCGCACGUGCGGUGAGUGUGGCAAAAGCCUUUGUCAAGGGCAGAGGAAGAAUGAGAAAGGGCUGGAGUCGUCCUACAUGAUUGGCGCCCCACUGCACUCCUGGGGCUGUGCGAACCUGUGGGCAAAGCCAUAUGGCACAGUUCGCAACUCUGAGAGCGGAGCCAUCUACGUGGUUGACAACCCGGCAGAACAGGCAGCGGCUUGCCCGUUUCUUGCUCCCCACUUUGGUGCUCUGUCCGAAGUCCUGUGUGAAGAUGGCAAGUACGUAAAGGCGGGGAGGGCACGUUUCCAGCCAGUGGAAAUGCCCAGAGUCUUGGAGGGUACUUCCUUGCAGGACUGGAGCUGCAUGAAGGGAGGCCAUGGUCAGCGUGCUCAGUGUCCUGCCAACUCUCCUGUGAUGUGCGCACGGCAAAGCUGCCAUGACCUCAGAGUGGCCAAGAGCCAGCCCAAGUCCAAGCAAAGCUGGGUCCCAGGCGGUGCGGACAAAAAGGACAAGUGUGAGGAGCAUGGGAAGCGCUUGUGCACGUAUUCAGAGCUUUGCCAGAAGAGGGGUCAGCGCCCUGCUGGAGGCCUGCAGUCUGUGACCGACGCGUGGUGUCCAAUCCUCGAAGAAGACAUGAAGACACCGAACUACGCACAGGUUGGCGCCACAAUGCGUCAUCCCACCUGCAAGAAGCUGACAGAAUCCCAUCGCCUGGAUGCCACAUCCUGGCCUCUCAGUGAUGAGCGCUUGGACCUGCGUGAGGUCUUCGCCUGUUGCGAGGGCUGGGUCGGCCGCGGCUCUCAGUGGCGUGGACAGGAGCUUUCUUUUCGUCAGCAGAGCUUACAUGACAGGCUGACAAUCCAGGGAAAGCCGUGGCAUGCUGGCAAGGUUUACUUUGACAAGCUCCCGAGCUACCUCAGCACCAAGUUUCCUAUGCGGGGGACGCAGGAUGUCAACACAGGCAACUCCAACGAGCUCUUCUUGGCGGAGCCGGCCUUGGUGUACCUGCUGCGCGUGGAUCGCUGGUCCGGAGUUCCCCUGGAUGGUUGGACCAACACCGGCGAUGUUGGGAGCUUCCUUGGUCCUAUGUAUGCCGGCAAGGUGCGGGUCUACUGGAAGCUGCUUGACGCGGGCAAGCACGUUAUCGACAACUAUUCAGGUAUGUACCUGGUCAGCAGCCCUUCGUUGCCGUCCUGCGUCGGCUCUGAGGGGCUGAAAAUCCCUCAUGGCUUCGUUUGGCCUGAGAAGUAUCCAUCUAAAGCGGACACUACGAUCGAGGAGGUGUGGGCGAGCAACCGCAAGGGGGUUUACGGUCGCAAGGUUCAAGGCAUGAAGUUUGCGGCGCUCACUCUGAAAGAGACCCAAGACAAUGGAGGAGCCUACUAUAUCCUCUUCAGCAAUCGGCCACCGAGUGACAAAGCUUUGCGGCCAAGCGACUGCAGUGCCGGCACCUCCAUAAAGUACGGCACGAAGCCGAAGUCCAAAGUCAGGAACAGUGGUGAAUUUGUGCCAACCUGGUUGGGAACAACAUGGAAGGUAUACAUGGCAGCUGACCUUUGGGAGCCGUUCGGCAGCUCGCACUCCAAGUGCUUGGAGGAGACCCCCCAGACCACAAUCGAAGUUGCUGAUCAGUCUGAAUGCCAAAUGCACGCUGUGGCCAGGGACCAUCGUUAUUACCAGAUCCUUCGCAGCUCGAAGGAGAUGUGGAAGUGCAUGACAACCAGCAGCUGCGACGCCCCAAUGACAGGCACCGUUGCGGCCUGGCAGAUCUACUCCAAGGAUGGGGCCUGGCAGCGACAUGGCCCCGGGAGCAGUUGCGGGAUCAACCCGAGCCUUGAGUACAAGGCAACAGGGCACUGCACAAACGGUCUUGUGUACUCCUCCAGAGCGUGGGAACUAGCUGAGAGCAAGUGGGGGAGGAAGGAUUUCACCACAGAUCAGUACAAGGCAUGGAUGAAGACUGCCUGGGCGAACUGCUUGCUGAAGGAUCCAGGAACUACUUUUGUCAGUGUGUGGACCGAUGCUGGCUACAGGUGCUUCAAAACCUUCGACUGCAAGCCCAACGGAGCCACGGCUGUGAGGACCUGGUCGGCUGUAGGUUUGAGUAAGGCCUUCGUGCACCUGCGAGUUUUUGGCGGCACUGCGAACGACAAGACCUUCCUGAGCACAAUCACUGUGGGUACAAAGGUAGACUUGUUCACCAAGGAUGACUUCAGUGGUCGACAGCGUUGGGUCAUCAGCAAGGGGAGUGGCGAUUGGUACACCAUCCGCGUACUGGCCGGUGUCAACUCUGGACGCAUCUUCCUAAGCACCACAGCCACAGGGGACAAGGUGGACUUGAUCGCAAAGGACGACGCGAGCGGGCGCCAGAGGUGGAAGAUCUCGCGCAUCAGCGGGGACUGGUACCACAUAACCGUGGUCAGCGGCGUCAGCAGCAAACGGCGCUUCCUGAGCACUACGGAGAGUGGUGAUGCGGUUGACCUCAGAGAGGCGGAUGAUGGCAGCGGAAGACAGAGGUGGCUCAUUGCGUUCGAGGCAAACGCUGAGCGCCUUACUUCGUGGCAAGAACACAACUUCAAUGACCGUGGUAUCUCUCAGCUCUCAGCGCGAACGACGUAUACAUAUCGGCUGAGUACAGGAUACACUUGCCUGCUGACUGGCUGGACUCAUACACGAACCUAUGCCCGUGGCUUCCUGAGAGCAAGCUCGGGGACGGCGACCGCUACUGUCAAAGACCUGGAGCCGGGAGGUCUGUAUGUCUGGAGGCUUUACCAGUUCGCCAGCUUUGGUGCGGGCACAAACAUCCUUUCUGUCAACUCGGUCUAUGAGGGCAGCACAACCUCUCAGCCGCUGACAACAUCUGCCGCCACAAAACUCGGUAUGACGCCAGCAGACAUGCAAGGCCGCAUCUCCUUCGUUUUUUCACGCAGGUCUUUCCACGUCCAGCUGUCUGGGCUGACCAUGAAGCGCUUGGACGAGGUUGCCGACGAACACCUGACCUCUUUGGAAGAGAAUCACUUUAACAGUCGCGGCGAUUCCACGCUGAAUGAGAAGACGGUCUACUCUUACGUGCUGGGACAUGGAUACAAGUGUGAUCUGACAGGCUUUACUCACACAAGAAAGUAUGCUCAUGGCUUCCUGCGGAACAAGAACGGAGAAGCCAAAGCCACGAUUUCCGGACUGGAGCCAGGUGCCGAAUAUGCGUUCAAGGUAUAUCAAUAUGCCGCUCAGUUUGCUGGCAAAAACCUCCUCUUCGUGAAUGGAGACUCCAAAGGGCUUACGACGGCAUCCAAAUCAGCAGAGCCGACAAAGAUUGGUUUGACUCAAGCCGACGGCGACGGGAAGAUCAUUUUUACUUUCGGGAGGAUAGCGCAUCACGUGCACUUAUCCGGCCUGGCGAUCGGUCGAAUUGCCAGCAACCCCGUGGUGUUCUCUGCAGUCAGCUUUGACAUGUGUCAGCAGGACUGCUUAAGCAGACCUGCAUGUACUGGCUUCGAGCUCAAGGGUGGCAAGUGUGCCCUUUGGAGUGCGCCUCUUCGCGUUAAUGCUGCUUCUAAAGCCUCGGAGUGUGUCACACUGCUGCCGCAGUUCGUGUACCCGCGUCGGCACACUGGGCAUGGUGGAGACAACACGCGCUGGCGUCGAGGUCCAGGUGGACCCAAGGGAACUGAUGUGGGCAAUGGAGAGUCACAGUACGCUGCCGGGCCCUACGAAGUUCUUCACGUCGGCACCCGGCGGCUUUGCGAGAAGAGCUGCAGCCAGCGCAGCUGGUGUGCUGGCUACGCGUUCAAGCACACGAAGUCGUUUGGUUCCGGUGCCGACUGGAAGCUGGGGGUGUGCCAGCUAGUUGACCGGCGUAUUCCGACAGCAACAAAGGUCACCGAGGUCGCAUCAUUCAGCAAGGCAGGGGCCUGGCAGAGCCACGGCAACAGCAAAUGCCAAGCAGUACCGAAGAUGCUUUUCAAGGAGCAUGGCCACUGCACCAAAGGUCAAAUUUACAGCUCCAAUGCCUGGGAGCUGGCCUUCCCAUUGGGCCGCCAAGGCUUUUCAACUCCGGAAUAUGCAACGUGGCUGUCUGCAGCAUGGAGGAAAUGCAAAAGGAGAGAUCCCGACACAUCUUUUGUGAGCGUGUGGACAGAUGCGGGAUAUCGGUGUUACAAGACGGCAUCUUGUGGUGUCAAGGCUGAUGGAGCUACAAGAUCGUGGACUGCUGUGGGGCCAGAGAAGCUGUCGUCCUUAGCCGAGCAGAAUUUCAAUGAUCGUGCGCAGAGGACGCUGAACGUGAAGACCUCCUAUACGUACAAGCUCAGCAAUGGCUACACGUGUACCCUGAGAGAAUGGACGCACACCAGGACCUAUGCAAAGGGCUUCUUGCGAAACAAGCCAGGGACCGGCUUAGCCAUCGUUUCGGGACUGCAGCCUGGUGAGGAAUAUGUAUGGCAGCUCUACCAGUACGCCGCGUUGUUUCCUGGCAAGAAUGCCGUUGAGGUGAAUGGCAUCGACGAGGGCCUGACCUCGCAGUCCAAGUCGGAUGACGCGACCCUACUGGGCAUGGCCACAGCAAGCACUCGUGGAGAAGUCGUUUUCGGCUUCAAACGAAAUGCGCAUCACGUGCAUCUCUCCGGCCUGGCAAUCCGCAAACGCAACGAGGCGAGGACGGAACUGUUGUCGUCGCUGGCUGAGAACUCCUUCCACAUGAGGCGUCGUUCCAAUCGGAAUCUUGACAGAAACAACGGUUAUGUAUACCCGCUCAGCAACGGCUACAACUGUGAGCUGAAGGGAUGGACUCAGAGCCGAGAUUAUGCCAAAGGCGUGCUCCGAAAUGUGGUUGGCAAAGCAACGGCAGUGGUGUCUGGCCUGGAGCCAGGAGCUCUCUACUCUUGGAAGGUCUAUCAGUAUGCCUCGAAGUUUGGGGGCCACAACGGGCUCUCCGUGAAUGGCGAGUCCAUGGGCCUGACCUGGGCAUCGAAACGGACAGAUGCCACGAAGACAGGUGCCCACCGGGCUAGUGCCGAUGGCCGGAUCACCUUUGCGUUUCAGAGGAAGUCAGCUCAUGUCCACCUUUCUGGGAUUGCCUUAGGCAAGGUCUACGAGGCUGGAGAUGAGUACCUGUCCUCAAUCAGCGACAACAACUUCAAUGACCGGGGUAACGCCAACUUGAAUCCCGUUGCUUCCUAUGCGUACAAGCUCAGCAAUGGCUACUCCUGUACGUUGAAAGGUUGGACGCAUAGCAGGCUUUAUGCCAAGGGCUUCCUCCGAAACAGGGCAGGUACUGCCACAGCGGUGGUAUCGGGCUUAGAACCUGGGAAGCUCUAUGCGUGGCGAGUGUACCAGUACGCAGCUGUGUUUGGCGGCAGGAACAGGCUGCGCGUGAACGGUGGAAACUACGUUUACACCACGGCUGGCAGAAGUGACCUGCCGACGCGAAUCGGCUUGGCAAAGGCAAAGUCUUCUGGCCAGAUUUCGUUCGAGUUCGUCCGUGAGGCACACCACGUCCAUCUCUCCGCCUUGGCCAUCGCAAGGGUCCGCGAGGCUGAAGUGCCUCAGGUCCAGGAGCAGGCAUCCAGCAGCCUGGACGCUUGCAAGCUAAGUUGCGAGAAGAAAGCAGAUUGCCAAGGCAUCCAAUACGACUCACCAAAAAAACGUUGUAGCCUGUGGUCCAGUCCCUUCGAGUCCGCUCCAGCGGGCAAAGGCGUCGAAUGCCUGUCCUGGCGACGCCUCUAA